AAUUUCAUACAGGUCCAAGAUGGUGAGUACUCAGAUGGAUUGAAUCGGAUGUUUCAAAGUCAUCUGAAAGUCGAGACUGAUGCCAUGAUCCUCAGGAGAGCCCUCACGAGCAUCAGCAGAGUCUGCUACUCUCCCGAAUCAUCAACAACGUUGUAAGCAGCGACGAUGGUUGAGCCUCAUGUUUCUUACACUAAUCAUUGUUGUACUAGGAAAAACUCAAUGAAGCAGUCAUGGUACUCAACAAAAGCUUGCAAGUGGGUGUCUUUUGUGUUCUCAUUGCGCGUCGUUGAUACUGACCAACAAAUCCAGGAAGUCAACAUCCAGAAUAUGAAUGUUGAGCUCGUUGCGCAGAUGUUCAAGAACUACCAGUCGAAUGUUCUCUUCCAUCUAGAAGGUAUGUGCCCCUAUGCUUAGGAUAUUUAGUAAGAUGCUGACUCUGUAUAGCUACGGAGAAUCUCAAAGACCCAUCCUAAAUACGUCUGCAUGGUCGGAGUCAUGAUGAAUUUACGAAUUAUGGUGGAGACGGUCCUGUAGUCAAUAAUGCUUGUUCGUUUGUAAACAAAUCUGUAGGGAAUCUGAUCUAAGACUUGUGCUGCCUCUGGUUGUCAAUAAUGAUAAUCAUAAUAAUAAAACACCCCUUCAAGAG
Molecule: messenger RNA, 646 nt
Organism: Paecilomyces variotii
Lineage: Eukaryota; Fungi; Ascomycota; Eurotiomycetes; Eurotiales; Thermoascaceae
Exons: 1
Coding region: 166-414 (82 amino acids)
Biological process (GO): attachment of spindle microtubules to kinetochore
Cellular component (GO): mitotic spindle; DASH complex
Source: RefSeq, a predicted model, not a curated record